Messenger RNA from Botrytis cinerea B05.10, 1357 nucleotides. RefSeq lists its product as hypothetical. The record is from RefSeq and is a predicted model, not a curated record. The transcript has 2 exons. The coding region runs from base 403 to 1329 and encodes 308 amino acids. Lineage: Eukaryota; Fungi; Ascomycota; Leotiomycetes; Helotiales; Sclerotiniaceae.
GAAACGAUAUGUCCAUCACGAUUCUGAUAUAAUAGCUUUUCACCUGAUCAAUGUGAUCCAGUGGCAUUCGUGUGUAAGCCAGAGUUCGCCACCUAGUUAUGGUCUCCUAGUAUCCUUUAGGAAAGUAGCCUGUAAGCCGAUGGCAGUAGCGACGCCAUGCUCAAGGCUCCCUAAUUUGGAUUCAAUUGUAUAAGUUCCAAUCAAUUUCUCAAGUACAGAGUUGCUCAUAUCUCAUUUGUUUCAAUCGCAGCCAUCUACCUUUACAAUCGUCUUCGAGUCUUCCGUGCAAGUUGCACCAAGAACCCAUUUUAGCUAAUUCUAAGUUCUUGUUCCCUUUAUUUUGACUUCCAUUGCUACUACUUUAGCCUUCACCUGCUUCAUUUUUUGAAUCCAGUUGCCAGUAUGGGCGGGAUUAAGGAUAUUAAUUUUAGGCCGGAGAGGGAUAUUCCUACUCUAACGGACAAGGUUAUCUUGGUCACUGGAGGCACAGCAGGACUAGGAAGCAAUACAGUCAGAGUUCUUGCAAAACACCACCCGUCACACAUUUACUUCACGGGACGUAAUGGCAAUGCAGCGUCAGCUCUUAUAGAAUCUAUCAAGAAGGAUAUCCCAUCAGCGGGCCUGACUUUUCUUCCUAUUGAUUUGUCUUCACUCUCAUCAAUCGCUGCCGGUAUCAAAAUGUUCAAGCAUGAUCGUCUCGAUAUUUUCAUGGGAAAUGCAGGUAUCAUGGCCGUGCCAGCUGCUCUCAGCAAAGACGGAUACGAAAUCCAGUUCGCAACAAAUCAUCUCGGCAACGCUGCCGUUCUCCAUCAUUUACUACCAAUCAUGCUCAAAACUGCUGAGCUUCCUAGCUCCGACGUACGAAUUGUACUGAAUACCUCCUUGGGGUGGAAAUUUCGUCCGAGUCAAGGCAUUGUCUUCGAUAAAUUAAAAACAACCCAGGAGGAUCUACCCUUUGGGACGUGGAGCCGCUAUGGACAAAGCAAGGUAGCCAACAUACUGUAUGUAGCAGAGCUUGCUCGUCGUUAUCCGCAGAUAACGUCUGUAGCGGUUCAUCCAGGAGUCAUCAAUACGGGGCUAGUCUCGAAUCUAUCUUUUUGGCAUAAAUGGUUUGUCUAUGUUACUACUGUAAGCCAAACUAUAUCAGUUGAGCAAGGCAUUAUGAAUCAAACAUGGGCUGCCGCGGGAGCAAAAAAGGAUGAGCUGGCUAAUGGCGCAUUUUACAUGCCGGUGGGUGUUGAGAGCAAUUCAACGUUGGACACAACGGCAAAAGAUUUAAAAUUGGCAAAGGAAUUAUGGGAAUGGACCGAGAAAGCUUUGGUGGAUUGAUUGGGAAUUUAUUUGGAAUAAGCCUUCA